Messenger RNA from Protopolystoma xenopodis, 360 nucleotides. The record is from the annotation of a GenBank genome assembly. NCBI's taxonomy places the organism in Eukaryota, Metazoa, Platyhelminthes, Monogenea, Polystomatidea, Polystomatidae.
AUGGAUUUUCAACACAGAGCUGGUGGAAAGACGGGCUCUGGAGGCGUUGCCUCUGAAUCCGAGGCCAAUCGUGAUAGACGUGAAAGGCUUAGACAAUUAGCGCUGGAUACUAUUGAUCUUAAUAAAGAUCCUUAUUUUAUGAAGAAUCACCUCGGGACAUAUGAAUGCAAGCUCUGCCUAACUUUGCACAACAAUGAGGGGAGUUAUCUAGCCCACACCCAGGGUAAAAAACAUCAGUAUAACCUUCAAAAACGUGCUGCCGAACAAGCCAGAGAGUCUCCUGCUGCCAUGCAACCUGAAAAAGCUAAGGUUGAGCCAAAAAAAUUUGUAAAAAUUGGACGCCCUGGAUACAAGGUAUAG